Messenger RNA from Cladophialophora carrionii CBS 160.54, 858 nucleotides. RefSeq lists its product as uncharacterized. The transcript has a single exon. The record is from RefSeq and is a predicted model, not a curated record. The coding region runs from base 1 to 858 and encodes 285 amino acids. NCBI's taxonomy places the organism in Eukaryota, Fungi, Ascomycota, Eurotiomycetes, Chaetothyriales, Herpotrichiellaceae.
AUGUGCUACACCUUCGUCACUCGUCCGUACUGUCCUUGCUGCUGUGAAUUUGUCAAGAACGUCAGCGAAGAAGAGAUCAAAGAACAGAUCUGCCCUCUCCACGCGCCUUGCAAAGUCCGAUUGCAGCGUCCAUUGCCCCGAAGUCCGCGGGUGGAAGUAGUCAAGACUGUCUGUGCCGACUGCAGCUGGAAAAACGCAAGGGAACUCUUCGCCUUUUCUACUGCAGCCGAUCGCCUUGGAACUGCUGAUUCGAACCUUUGCAGCAAUACCAAGGCCUCCCUCCCAGAGAAGGAAUCAAUCCUCAGAAACCCCAUUAGUGCAAAUGGUUCCUAUGUGGGCUUGCAAGCCGAUGAAAACACCCCCGAUACGUUGGCCGUGGAAGAUGAUGCAGACUUUGAAUCUCGAGGCGCCUCCUAUGUGGGAACCGAGCUGAUGAGAGAACUCGGCGAGCAGAAAGAGCAGCCCACGAAUCCCGCGGAAAACCAUUCUUCUGCGCCCUCGGUCGCCCACAGCUCUUCCCCAAACUUGAACCAGGCAUCAUGUCAUUGCUGCUCCUUGCCUCAAGCAAGCUCUGCCCGCAUCGAAUUUAUCCCUAUGGGUACCGGCAUGCCAGGCGCACCGACAAUGCCCAAAGCCGACCGCAUGAAAGCCGCCGCCGCCGCCGCAAGGGCUGCAUCGAGACCCCAUCCUGGCGCUCCGGGAUUCACGCCAGGAUCAAAGGCAUCACCUUCGCCACCAAAAACUGCUGUCCCGAGAAGACCCAGUCGUCCCUACUCCACGGUUACUCCGCCCCGGCCACCACCACACCGCCGACACCAGCGCCAAAACACCCUUCCUACCACCCCUCGCUGGUGCUAG